CCAAGAAACGACCAUAGGCAACUGUUUAAGGAACGGACCACUACUUUGUCACUGCUACUAUGCCUUAUGGUAGAGUGUGAAGAAUGGGAUUUAACUGAACCGAACUGAAGUACUGACGGAGGAGUGCUGGGAGUUAUCACUCUGGCAUGUGUCUUUAGUGUUAUCAUGGUGAGGCUACACUUGUGUGGCAGGAUGAAAAUACGACACAUCAAGGUUCUGCUGCUCCUCUCUGCCGGGCUGUGCGUGGUUUCCUUCUUCCAUUUCUACAAGACCCUUAACCACAUCCCUCUGUUCAAAGAACUGUCCGAUUCCCAGGCGGGCUUGAAGCACUUGGCUGCUCUGGGCAACUUCAUUUGGGAGGACAAGGUAGCUGGAAGAUCGAGUAUCUCUAAAUUUUGGGGUCAAGGUCAGGGCUUUAUGGUGUGGAGGCCGAAUGCUGUGAAGAAUGACACAGAAAAGGAGGAUGUGGGGAUGUAUAAACCAUUUCCUCCAAAACCACCAGGGCCCAUGGGUGAGCUUCACCUUCACAUUUUCCAACUCCAAGAUGACACCACAAGUUACUUUGUGAGGACCAGAUCUGGGGGAAAGUGCUUUCGGAGAGGAACAAAACUAUCCACCAAGGAAAGUUUAGUUGAGAACCAACCCAAGGAAAUCAAUACAAACCAGCGAGCACUUCUCAGCGUCGAAUCAAAAAAUAUGAGCUCCGGCCCGGCACAGAAUUCAUCUGCUGUUAAGAGGUUAGUGAAGUGCAGAUGUCUUCAAGGUUGGCAUGGCGACCACUGUGGAAUCCCAACUGUAGUUCAGCAUUCGAACCUGCCCACCAAGAGCAGACUGGUGCCGCGGGAAGUGCCCCGUCGAAUCAUCAACGCCAUCAACAUCAACCACGAGACUGAUCUGCUCCACGCCCGCUUCCAUGAGCUGGUUGAUGUGGUGGACCUCUUCAUGGUCUGUGAGUCCAACUUCACUGCAUACGGCACUCCCCGGAAGCUGCUGUUCUUCGAGCAACUGAUGAACGGAACCUUUGACUACGUGCGGCACAAGAUACUCUACAUCUUCCUGGACCAUUUCCCCAAGGGUGGCAAGCAAAACGGCUGGAUCGCCGAUGAUUACCUGCGCACGUUUCUCUCGAAAAAUGGCCUGUCCCGCAUGCGCGGCGCGCGGCCGGACGACGUCUUCAUCAUCAACGACGCAGACGAGAUCCCAGUGUGGGAAGGCAUUGUCUUCCUUAAGCUCUUCGAUGGCUGGACGGAACCGUUCGGGCUGCACCUGCGUAAGUCCAUCUACGGGUUCUUUUGGAAGCAGCUGGGCACCUUGGAUGUGUUGUCCGGCUGCACUGUCAGGAUGCUCUUUGAUGUUUAUAAAGGCAACGGAAUCUAUUUACGACGGCGUGAUUACUACUCCAUGCCCGGUUUCCGCACUUACGAAAACAACACAGGCCGUAUUUUGGUACCCUGGUCGAUCGGGAGUCCGAUUCACUAUGCUGGCUGGCACUGCUCCUGGUGCUUCAAGCCUGAGGGCAUCUACUACAAGCUUGUCUCAGCGCAAAAUGGUGACUUCCCGCGGUGGGGCGACUUCGAGGAUAAACGCAAGCUCAGCUACAUCCGCAGGUUGAUAAGAACUGGAGGCUGGUUCGAUGGGUCAGUGGGACACUACCCACCCACAGACCCCAAAGAACACAUGUAUGCUCCCAAAUACUUUUUGGACAAUUAUGACCAGUAUGAGUACUUGCUUAGGAACAUCUACACAAAGACUGAACAGUCCUUAACAGUCACUGAAUAGUGAGUGACUGAGCAGGCAGUCAGAUUAUGCAGUGUGCCUUUGGAAUUUAGGGAAUGAUUUGACUGCCUGUAUCAAUAUUCUUUAUUUUUCUAAAUUGGUUUGCAGCUUAGUCAAUGAAGGAUCAACCUAUGCUGUUGUGAAAAGGAUUCUCUCAGGUUGGUCCACAUAUGCACAAUGUAGUUUAGUAAUUAGCUUUUUUUUUGUAGGGCCUAAACUCUAAAUCAGUCAAAAUGGAGGCUGGAAAAUAACAACACCACAACAACAGCAAGGGGUUGUCCAGAACUCUGUGUCCAUUUCUGUCAGGAUCCUGCCUGGACUGACUGCCUUUGUGCCAUCCUGGUGGCCAUUUUGUAUAAUGUUCUGUGUUCAUGUGCUUGUUGCCGUUUCCCAUGCGCUCUCUGUUUACCUGUCUGUUGUCAUGUGACUGUCUCUGCCCCUCCCCUUAUUUGGUCUGUACCAAAGUCCUUUUAGUCAAGCCAUAUUGUAAUGCUUUUUGGGCACUUAUCGGGGAUUUUUUUAGGCAGAAAUGCGCAUGAUGUAUUCACAACACACCACAUGAUUGGCACAAUGUAUUUACAUGUCAACAUUUUUGCCAUGGAAGGGGCG
Messenger RNA from Alosa alosa (allis shad), 2385 nucleotides. It is a transcript of the gene mgat3a, whose product is annotated as beta-1,4-mannosyl-glycoprotein 4-beta-N-acetylglucosaminyltransferase a. Gene Ontology annotation, molecular function: beta-1,4-mannosylglycoprotein 4-beta-N-acetylglucosaminyltransferase activity. NCBI's taxonomy places the organism in Eukaryota, Metazoa, Chordata, Actinopteri, Clupeiformes, Clupeidae. The transcript has 3 exons. The record is from RefSeq and is a predicted model, not a curated record. Gene Ontology annotation, cellular component: membrane. The coding region runs from base 166 to 1779 and encodes 537 amino acids. Gene Ontology annotation, biological process: N-acetylglucosamine metabolic process; protein N-linked glycosylation.